Molecule: messenger RNA, 16801 nt
Organism: Corythoichthys intestinalis (scribbled pipefish)
Lineage: Eukaryota; Metazoa; Chordata; Actinopteri; Syngnathiformes; Syngnathidae
Product: protein phosphatase 1 regulatory subunit 29-like
Exons: 7
Coding region: 5255-8092 (945 amino acids)
Cellular component (GO): plasma membrane
Molecular function (GO): protein binding
Source: RefSeq, a predicted model, not a curated record
UUUUAUUUUUGGUAUAUUGUUGGAAGACCAUCAAAAUCUCAUAUUUAUUUUUCCGUGUCAAAACAAGAACCAAUUGAUUCUAGUGAGUGAAAAACAAAUCUGAGAUGUUUUUGAUAGCCGAGGCGUCUGCAUGUGUGCAAUCAUGUUUGUGUCACAGCCAAAACAUCGUUGAUGGUCUUGAGAUGAGAUUUGCGUCUCAGAGGGUUCUCGGAUGGCGAGUGUUUAUGACCUUGCCGCGGUCUGAUAAUCACGGGCUCCAAAUCGCCGCUCGGUGUCACACUCAAUCUGCAGAUAGAAAGAGCACGCUGUGUAUCUUUCUUGCUCUUUUUAUCAAAGAUGCCAUCAUACUGAAUGUGCUGCAUGUUACGGUUGAAGAAAAUAAUGAAGAAAAUAAUGAAAAUAGAAAUAGUCUGAUCGGAGUAAACCUUUGUUAAGAGUACAAGCAGUGCUAUAAGUAACAUUUUGAACUGAGCAUGGCCAUGAUUAGAAUCUCGUCAUUUAACAAUGGACACCAAAAGAUAAUUGAUUUGGCUCAAAAUUAAAAAUCACAAAACGUUUUUCUUGAAUCUGAUUAAAAGGUCAUAUUCGAUCAAUACAUUGUCUACAUAAUAUUUAAAUGAUGGAUAAAGAUAAUGAAGGCAACACAUGCUGUGUGUAUCUAUAUUUGCCUACUAUCAAAAUGUACAAAUAUAUACUGAGCCUUCAUGAUUACCAUAUUUUCCGCUCUAUAAAGCACACCUGAAAGCCUUCAAUUUUCUCAAAAGCCGACAGUGCGCCUUAUAAUCCGAUGUGACUUAUAUAUGGAUCGUUAUUGGUUAAUCCUAGCAUGGCAUUCCAUUUAGCGCAGCUCCAUCUUGUGGUUGCAUAAUGCAAGGCCAACCACAACUACUACUACUACUACGCCUUAUGAUGCAGUGAGCCCUAUACAUGAAAAGGGUUUUAAAAUAAGCUAUUCAUUGAAGGUUCGUGUUAUACUCUGAUGCACCUUAUCGUGCGGAAAAUACAGUAAUUUUUUAUUUUCCCUGCAGCGCAUCCUAUAGAGAAUGACGCACCACAUGAUUAAUCUGUUGUAUGAUGCCGCCUCGAGUUUAACUUCAUUACAAUAUUAAUGCAUUAGAAGAAUGUUUGUGUCAUGUUUGUCCUCCCACAGAAACCAUAUUAACCCUUUAUUGCCAAAUUUAUCAUAUUUUACACGCCUAAAAGUUCAUGAUUUUGAGACUAAUUCAGAAUUUUGACAUGUCUUUUUGAAAAAAAAAAAAAAGAUGGAUGCAAGUCAACACAUGCAUCUGCAGGUUCCAUGAGGAAAAAAAACACAGGAUUUAGCAAGUGUUUUAGAUAUUAGAGUGCUUAUUACACAUUCAUUUUGACUUUUCUUUUUACAAAUUUGGAAAAAAAUGUUUCAUUAGGACCUUAUUUUUCAAAUUUUUGGAUUCUCCAAUAAUUGCUUCAUGUUGCAGGUAUUAAAGGGUUAAAAACUAAAAAUAUAUUUACCUACCCCAUCUUUUUCCAUUUUCAAACAUUAAUGAAAAAGCUCCGAGAACCACUAGGGCAGCACUAAAGUGCCGCAUGUAGCUCUAGAGCCGCGGGUUAUUGAUCCCUGGGUUAAAUGGUCUGUGCUCCAUCGGUAAGAAAAAAACCAGGAUCCACAGUGGCCCGUGAGGACCGGUUUGGGCACCCUUUGCUCUACACAAUGACCUAUAUUGUGUAGAGCAGGGGGUUCCCAUUACGCCGAUUUCGAUCAACCAUUCAAUCCUAAUGCUAGUGUGGGUAGCUCGUGGCAUCAAAAAUAAAUAAAUAAAAAUGUUGUGUGCCAACAUAACCCCAUAUGUUUCUCACACAACAUAAUUAAGUAUGCACAUUUAAAAAAUAUUUUUCUUCUUUCUUCCUCUCACGUUUUGCAUAAUGAAAACAAAUACCGUAUACGAUUUCCAAUGACACAUCAAACAUUUUACUAGGAUUUAUCAUCUGAGAAUUUGCCACUUGAAGUUGAGUAGUCUGUGCAUCUUGGAUUUUCAGGUUCUAGGGUUUAGUUCAAUGGGGUAUUGAUCAAGCUGAAAAAGCAUUAUCAAUGGAGCCCUGAUUCAAUGAUUCAUAGCAACAGAGGUCCACACUUUUUAUAUAUUGUGCUCAUAUGAACACAAAAGAAUGAUGAUAAAUGAGUUAAAAUCAAAUAAAACUAAACUCAAAGAGGCGGAAAGUGGGAAAUCUGAAAAUCAAAUUAAAUUACUAAUCAGAGUCUGAGGCCCCAGGACGACAUUAUUAACAGAAUAUCAUAUGAAAGUAAUGUAACUGAUUUACACAUCAUUCACCUCUAAUUUGGUAAAGCAUCUCCUUUAUGGCUUUGACAGCUUUGCUGUUUCAGAGAGGACACAGUUUUCUGCCCCACAGCAUAAAGUUGCCUUACUUUAAUGCUCAAAUUCACAGAUAUUAUUAAAAAACCGACUUCUGUUUGCAAUGAAACAUGUUAGUGUUCCCUUUAUUUUUUGAGCAGUAUAUAUAUACAUAUAUUUGUGAAUGAACAUAUUUUUAUUAUUAUGUUGACUGAGACUAAACAAAAUAAAAAUAUUUACAUCCAGAUAAAGUCAUUUCAUUUAAAUACAUAACAUAAAAAAAGAAGAUCCUUCCAAAAAGUUUUUUUUCCAGUGUUGACUUUCGGAUUUUUUAACAAGACUUCCAAAAACUUGCCUGCUGACUGAAUGAGGAAUUGAAUAGGCGUGUGGUUUUGAAAGAGGGUAGGAAAAGAAAAAACUCAAAGGUUUUUAGUUAAACCUGACACUGACCAGGUAAGAUGCAGACUUGGCUGUCAGAGUAGCAGGCACAUAGUUUUAGUUACAGCUCUUUAAAACAACAGGCUGGAGUUUACCCUCUUAUGUUUGAAUAACCUUUGUGUAGCCGAAUACAGUCCCCUGAGUUUCACCUAUUACCGAGUUAAUAUACUCUGAGUUUUUAAUUAAACCUACUUUGUGAAAUGGAUCUCAGUUCUGUCCACUGCCAAGCACUUGCCUCACUAUUCAAAUUGCAAGGUGACUGCUGUCUCAGACUGUCGUCAACUUCUGUCUUCUUUCUAAGAAUCAUUCAAAUCUUCAUUAAUUAUUAUAUUUAUUUUUAUCUUAAGAAUACUUUGAAAACUUAAUGUUUUUUAUGAUUCACACAUUGUUUUUUCUAACCAUAUAUUCAGUAACACACAAAGCACUAGCGGGUGUAAAAAGACCACAAGACCAAAAUAGACCAAUCAGAGGCCAGUAUCUUCAAAUAGAAACAAGCUAUGCUAUAAUUAUUCUGCUUAUUAUGCUGAAUCAUGAUGCAUUUGCUGGGUAAUUUUAGCUCAUGAUGACAUAGAAUUAUAAUAUUAUGCCAAUUUUCAACAUUAUAGUAAUAAUAAAAUGAUACUCCAGCUUUUAAUUUUUUAGUACCACAAUUAAUUAUAUUAAUAAAUUCACACUGUAAUUUUCAUUAAGUCUAGGCUCUUAAUUCUUCUGUUUUAGUCAAAUUUAUUCAGGGCUAGCAUAACUCCAUUGCUACUAUCUAGUGGUCGAUAGUGAAUGUGUACCCAUAGUAAACAGGAGGCAGAAUAAAAUAGAGUAACAAUGGUGAACCCCAAACCACCAACGAUGGGGUAUCAGUGUGAACUCUUGAACCACUGAGACAAUUUUGGAUGCUGCCAUUUUCUAAAAUGAAUUGUGGUCUUGUUGUGAGAAGAUAAUCCAUUUCCCGAAGCGGUCUGUUAAAAAUGAAUAAUUGUAAGAUCAAAGUAAACUAAGUAAUUUUUAAUUUUGGGCUUAUCCUUAUUUACUACGCCAAUCUUGGGUUAUAUCGCCAUUCAAAAUGGAUAGGUUUCUUGGUGUGAUAUCACAUAACAAUAACUAAAAGUCUUGUUGAAAAUCAUCCGUCUUGCCCUUGAUUUAUAUUACCUACUAUUAUACCAUAUACAGGGGUACCUCGACAUACGAUCGCAUUGACAUAAGAUGCUUUCGACACUAGACGAAAAUUUUGACUCGUCAUUUGUCUCGACAUGAUAACAUGCCCAAAAUAAGAUGAUUUAUGACAGCGUCACAAUUUCAUUGUUUUCCCGCAAGACGGCAGCACGCUGGAUUUUCAUGUGAGGGAAAUCAACAUGGGUCCCAAGAAGGUUAGUGCAGGUGGUGAAAAAAGGAAAAAGGUGACGCUUCUCAUUGAAAUUAAGAGGGAAAGGAUGGAAAAAUAUGAGCGUGGUAUGCGGGAGAUCUGGCCAGAAUAUGUCUACGAUUUUGAGGACGACUUUCAUUAUUAUUAUUGUAACAUCGGCAAGAAAAUCGCCAGCUUCGGCAGGUUUUUAAUUAUUUAUUUCUGAGCUUGUGUAACACAACACCAACAACAUGAAAACAGUAAAAACUUUUGCCUGGCAUGGCCAGAUUGUUCUCCCUGUAUUUUUUAAACACUGGGAGAUUUGGGACCCAGCUCCUCAUUGGCCCCUCAAGCCCGAACGAAAGUAACCCUGCAAUCAGAUUCGUUUAUUUGGGUGACGUGUUCUUAACGAACAACGUCAAUCUUGUGCGUCUCCACAACAACACAGAUGGCAAACGGGAGAGUCGAGAAUAUGUUCCAAUCCGCAGUAAAUUCAGUUUUAAAUGACCAAAAACAGAUCGAAUCGCUAAAACCAACAGUCUGUCCCGCGCUAGCCAUAUUGAAUAAACCUUCUUCACUCUCCUCCUUUACCAACGUCACGUCAGCAGUCGCUGAUUGGUCCACUCCUCUGUCUCUUUGUGUGGCUUGCCCCGCCCUGGAAAUUUGAUUGGCGAAACGGUCGCCAGACUUUAUCGCUGGAACAGCGCUCCUGAGACUUCCCGCUCUCUUUCUCGCUUUCACUUAAGAGGCGAAUACAUUUUGGGACGUUGUGGAAGUGGAAAAGCCUGUCAACUGAGAUUCUUCAUAGUGAAGUCUGUGUUCUUGAAAAGUGAACAUCGGGUUCAACUAGACUAAACAGCAAAAAGGUGUCUGUUACUCCCUGCCUGGCUUGCCUCAAGUCUUGUCUUCAAGUUGCUGUAGACCAGUUGUGGACGCUCAAGGGUGGUAGGGCGUCCUGGUCUGGGGAUAUGAGUACCAGCUGUUGGGACUGUCUCCAGAACCUUUCCAUGUGGAGCACCUAAAAUGGGGGGAAAGCUAAAACUCGAUUUCUGAUUAACGUGAAGACCACGCCCAACCUUCCUCGUGCCACACCGGUGCCCCAGCAAGAUCCUCUGAGCUUUGUCUCUUUUGCUGUCCUUCUGUCCUGACGAUGGCGGUUAAGGUCCUCUAUCUCCUGCUCCUUCCGACUUUAUUGUUCCUGCGACUGCCCACAGUGGUCAGCGGGGACUGCUGGCUUAUCGAGGGUGACAAAGGUUACGUUUGGCUGGCAAUUUGCAGUCAGAAUCAGCCUCCAUAUGAAACCAUACCCCAGCACAUCAACAGCACGGUUCAUGACCUAAGGCUGAAUGAGAACAAGCUAAAGGCCGUACUUCUCACCUCCAUGUACCGAUUCACCAAUCUUACUGACCUCAACCUUACAAAAAACGAAAUCAGCUACAUCGAGGAUGGGGCCUUUGCUGGACAGGCCAACCUUCAGGUUCUCCAGCUUGGUUACAAUAAGCUGACCAACCUGACAGAAGGCAUGCUACGAGGCCUGGGUCGGAUGCAGUGCCUCUUCCUUCAACACAAUCUCAUUGAGGUCAUCGCCACCAAUGCCUUCUGGGAGAGCCCCAGCCUCAGUAGCCUGGACCUGUCAUCCAACAAGCUGGCACGCCUGGAUCCGUCCACCUUUUCAAUCCUUAACCGCUUGCUAGUGUGUGAGCUUCCUGGGAAUCCUUUCCACUGCGGUUGUGAGCUCUACAGCUUUCUCACCUGGUUGGAAGCCUUCAAUAAUGUCACGCACACAUACGACCGCCUCCAAUGCGAGACUCCUCGUGAACUCAACGGUUAUCCUCUUCUUGGCCCCUCCUCGGGACAUAAGAGGAAUGCCCGAGUGAUCCUUUCCAAUAGGUGUCAAGAUGGUGUGAUCAUUCCGGGCAUUUCAUCAACAGGACCAGAACUAGACGGCUCUGGCAUGGGUGUGGAUAACCCAGAUCCUGGCCUGUACCCCCAGCCAAACAUUUUGUCAACCCCUGACCCUACCUACAACCACCAGUUCUCAAUGAAACUCCAGACCGUGUCACUCUUCAGCGCAGUUGUGGUGGUGCAGAUACCCCGACCCUACAGCAAAAUGUACGUCAUGUCGCAGUACAACCAAACCUUUGUGACGGACGUCAUGCCACUGAAGAACAAGAAGGAGGUGGUAACGUUGGAUAAACUGCGGCCGCACACCAAUUACACCUACUGUGUUGCCUCUGUUGGAAAAUCUCAGCGCUACAACCACACUUGCCUGUCAUUCACCACACGGGCUGUGGGACUAGCGGACCAUCGCAGCAACCCGUCCACCACCACACACUACAUCAUGACUAUUCUGGGAUGUCUCUUUGGAAUGGUCAUCGUCCUGGGCUGUGUCUACUAUUGCCUCAGACGGCGACGUAUCCAGGAGGAGAAAGAGAAAGCAUUGAGUGUGAAAAAAACAAUUCUGGAAAUGAGGUAUGGACCGGAGGCGGCAGCGGCGGUGGCCAACGACCCGGCUGCAAUGCAGCGGCUCCAAGAUCAGGCCCACCACCAGCACCACCAUGGAGGGGCAGCAGGCAGCAAGCUCCCCCCAUCAGCCUCUUCUAGUACAGGAAUGCUCCACGGCUCAGCCAACACCACUUCUUCCCGCCUCUCCAGUUUACCUCAGAUGGAGAAGAUGGCCAGUGCCUUUUCUGAGGCCAUGGGUGCCAAGGGGAGCUACAUGGAUGUGAGGACAGCAGGGGUAGCCGGGGAAGGACGAGACGGGGAAAUGGUAUCGGUGGGUGCAGGUGGGGAGGUUGUUUUGGAUAUGCGAGGUGGCGGAACUGAAAAGGGGGUAGACAUAGCGGAGGAUUCGGAUGACGAUGGACGUGGCUCGGCAUCCGAGAUCUCUACUAUUGCCAAGGAGGUAGACAAGGUAAACCAGAUCAUCAACAACUGCAUUGAUGCUCUCAAACUGGACGCCUCCGCUAAUGUGGAGAAUGCUAAUGUCCUGACCUCUCCGCAACCUCCUGUUUGCAUGGCGUCCCAGCCGCGUAACCUUCUGCCCCUCGGUCAAGAAGAUCAAAUCAUGGCCUCUUCCCCAAAGGUACACCCAAAGUCCCAUCCGCAAGCUCAAACCCCUCCACACCCUCAAGCUCAUCCUCAGCUGCACCAGAAGCCUCUUCCUCCCUCCAUGGCUCCAGUGCCCCUGGUGAUGCCACUGUCAGAGCGGCCAGGUAUCAGUGGCGGGGGGUUCCUUUCUCCUCCAUACCGUGACCCACCGCCUGCCAACGCGGUGCGCCCCCUUCAGAGGCAAUCUAGUGCCGACACCGCUGUGACCAAGAACCGUUGCGGACCCUCUGCUGCUGGGGGAACGGUGAAGAGCGGCCGGGUGUUCAGCGUGGAUGUUGCUGAGAAGCGUUGUGACCCACCCAAGUACCCAUCAGAAAGAAGCAGCCCAGUGGGUAGUGGAGUAGGGGGCUGUAACGGCAUGGGGAGCAUAAAUGGGGGUGGUGGUGUAAGCAUUAAUGGCGGUGGCAUGACAUGUAGUAAUGGAAGUGGAGGUCGAGGUGGGGCGUCUGCUCAUGGUCUGCAACAGCAUCAACACCAUCUGGAGGUUCAACCUGAUUACCACAGCUCAGAACACCGUCAUUCCUUCCCCGCACUCUACUAUGAGGGUGGCAGUGAGUCACCCUCACCUGGCCAGAAGGCGUCCUUCCUUAAACCACUAGGACGCUCUAAGAGGGAUUCCACAGCCUACUCGCAGCUGUCACCUGCCCGCCAUCAUCACCACUACAACUCGGGGUACUCCUCCAGUCCCGAGUACUCGUCAGAAAGCACACUGCGAAUCUGGGAGCGAUUUCGCCCAUACAAGAAGAACCCCCGAGAGGAGGCUUCCUACAUCGCGGCGGGUCACGCCCUCCGUAAGAAGGUGCAGUUUGCCAAGGACGAGGACCUUCAUGACAUUUUGGACUAUUGGAAGGGUGUUUCCGCCCAGCAGAAGCUGUAAGAUGAGUCGUUUAGCAUAAAAAACAAAGUUGGAUGACAACAACAGACUAAAAAUGAGGAUGAUGUAGCAGGACAUACAGUAUUUCCUCUCAGUUCCUCAUUGGAGGGAAGGAUGUAUAUUUUUUCGUGAAAUGUUUUAAAGUAUUCAUCUGCCUCCUAGUGGGCACUUUGGUCCUCGCAGGGGUCCAACGAAGCGUUAUCAGGGGUCUCAAACUCAUUUUCAUAAUACCCACAUCUUAUUUGAGGGGCCAGUGCUGUGAAAAUCAUACAGAUGUGUAAAGUCAUGACCUCAUCCUUUUACACUGAACCGUUGCGCAUUCACGAUUCAGCAAACGGCAAAUUCACCUAUUUGCAGAUUUCUGGCCUUUUCUCAGUUUCGCUGCCAUUUCAUAAAAACAAUGAUUUGGCACCAUAUGGUGUCGUGUAGGCAGUUAAAAAGCUUUUUGUGUUGGCCUCAAUCACUGGCAGCUAAUCGCUAAUUUCCUAAUCGUGGCAGGCUUUAGACUCGGUCUAUAUUCUCCACAAAUAACAGGCUUUCAAUCUACUGUGUAUGCAUAAAUUACUCUUAUAUUAAUUGUUAACACCAAAUCAAAUUUCAAUUCAGAAGGCAUGUAAAAUUGUGACAUACAAAAUGGUGUUCUAUUUAUGUUAAGCUUUUGAUGGAGAAAAAAAAAAAUCCUGUUAGCAUUGAAAAACGCAACUAUUGUCGAUUUUUUUUUUUUUUUUGGGUGAAAAUAACAACAAUAUCUCCAUUUAACAAGAAUCAUUAAGUAGAUGUGUCAUCAAACCAAAUAGCUUAAGUGAUGCUGCGCGUGGGAUAUAGUCCCUUGAGUUUGACAUCUGUGAGCUAAACAAGGGUAAUUUUUCCUUUUUUUGGUUACAAACUACCUCAUUACUGGGGGGACAGUGAAGCCAAGCAAUCGCUCUGCCAGCAGCCGCCCUUUUCUUGGCUUAAUCUGGCACUCUUGCUCUUUCUUCCCUUCUAAUUCCGUGAAACCGUGGUUCACUCAACAAUCGGUACGCUGCACCGCCAACACCUGCUCCUCCUGCACAAGCACCAUUUAGUGAGAUAAUGAGCAAGCGGGAUGCGGGAUUAAGCAGGUUUGUUGGAGAGUAGUCGCUCGCUCUUGUGCGGGGGCAACUAAUGGACGGCAGACGAUAGUUAUCGGACAAAUUUUCCUUGUUGGCAAUUAAUUGUGCAUAUUGAUUUGGGAAACAUACUGAACUGCAUGAACUGGUCAGGCGUGUGUGUGUCAUGUGGGGGUGUGCGGGUGGGCUUGUGUGUGUGGAUGGGCUAGCGAAAAAGCAGGAUUGAUUUUUUUGUUGUUGUUGCUUGCACCAUCCUAACUUUGUAUAGCAUGGUUUACAUAAAAACAAAAAGCACUUGCCAAUUUAUCGACAAACACUCAAACCUUGAAGAUAUGCCCCGCUCGCAAAGUUAAUUUAGGCAAAGAAGCUUCUUAAUUUAGGAGCAGUUUACAUGGUGAAAAUCCAAGAAUACGACACAUUCAUGUUUGCAUUCACAUGGUUCCGUCUCCAUUCGAACGAUGUCGAAAUUCUUAGUGAAAACGAUGUCGUCUUCAUGCCAGGCCCCAGGGGGCAAUGCAGUUUUACAAGGCAACAGCCAAUGAUGCACUUCCUUGACAACAACCUCAGCCCGGAAGACAUCAUAGCUGCCCAUUCGAAGCAAUGCCGUCCCUGCGUUUUUUUCUUCUGCUCCAAAAGGCAUAAAAAAGCAAACAUAAAAUAUACCUAAAUGUAAAGAUUUUAAAAACAUUAAAUCCAAUGCUCCACCAUGUUUGUUGUUUUGAAUGUUUACUAGCAUCGACUACGUAUGCCCAGAGUGACGUGUGCGAAUGCCGACGUCAUCGGAGCGAGAGCGUUUCAGUCGUAUAGUUACAGCGCAAUCCCCACAAACGAAUCGUUCCGCUUUGGAGGCCAGAGUCAAAAAUGUGCGCUUUUGUCUUCACCGUGUAAAGGCGAGGCCAUUCCGCAACACAAUUGUUGCGUCUUGGUGUCGCAGUGUCACCAUGUAAACGGCCCCUUAGAAUCCCUUAACUAUGUUGGAGAGCUGGCUCUGAUUGUGGAUCAUUUGGUGAUCAUUUUACUUGGAAACACAAAACAAACUAUCUUUAAAAUUUUGACUUUUUCAUGCAACCUGCUGGAAAGACAUGCCUGCAAACUUAGGUGCCCACGUGAUGUUACUUUUAGUAUAUUACUUUUAUACAAUGCCUUUAAAAAAAAAUUUUUUUUUUUUACUUUUUGGAGUGUCAUAAGACGUCAGUGCCAUGCUCUGCCGACACGCAUUUACAAAGACAACAAACAAUCGGAAUUAUCACCCGUGUUUCUACAAUGCCUUUUUCCGAUUAAGGGUCUUAGCAACUGUUUAAAACUUGCCCAAAAAAGAACUGCUUCAAACAUAUAUGGUCAACCUUAAUAUUUUUGGUCAUGGGUUCUGGAGAUAUUUUCUGUGCAUUCAAUUAUGAUCGCUGUGUCUACCAAAUUUCAUGCAAGUUGCUGAAACUUGUCUUAAUUUAUUGCCCCGCAAUGAUCAACUGGUCACAUAACUUAAUCCUUAAUUAAAUAGUCAACACAUUGUUCAAAGUAAAGCAUGCGCCCCUGAGAUUUUUCUUUCCAUCUCCUGUUAUUCUCGAGAAAGCCACUAAAUUACAGGUUGAUCGGUGGGGGGGAAAAAAAACAAGAUGAUUUCUUUGCACCUCGAGAUGCAACAACUUGGGAAAAGAAAACACGUCAAGUUGAAGCACAGCAGCGUAAAAAUGGAGCGUAAGUGGCGCGAAAGCCUAAGGGAUCACUCUACCUCCAACACAUAAGAAACCUGCUGCGGACCAAAGUGCUCUCAGGGAUGCUUAAAUACCACUUUGGCUUUCUGGGGGAUUGUCACUUUUUCUGUUAUGAUUAAUUUUACGGGGCCUGUUGUUGUUGUUGUCUAGGCUGAAUUUGUGUGGCACUAUCAUUUCUGUCCCAUCAAAAACUAGAAGCAAUUUGUUAGACUAAAUAAAGUAGAAAUAGAAAAUUAAUUGAAAAUAAUGACCCAUCAGCUGCCUCUUGUGGGGCACUGCAUCUAGUGCUCUAAUCAGUACUCUAUAUUAAACAGAAAAGACGUUGACGGAAAAACUGUCCCAACUGAUGCAUCUGUGAGGCACUUGCCCCAAAUCACUAUCCUCUAAUUGGUGCAAAUAAAAUUAUGGUGGGGAACUGUGCUCCAGGCCCUAAUUGAUACUCUAUUUAAUCCAAAAUCAGUAAAAAAUACUACUUGGUGAAAAACUAGACCGUCUUUCUCAAUAACGCUCCUAUGUAUUAAAUAUAGAGCACAUUUUGGUUGACCUGAGAAGAUCACUACAUAACACAGGAUCUGUUUUUUCCCACCCCUUUAUUUUGCUUGGAAAUUAAUUUCCUGGAAACGUGACAUCCCUCCAAUUCGUCUGAAAUUUUCCUUUGAUUUAUUACUAUUAAAGGGAUAGUAGCUUUUUGUAAACAUUUUGUUUCAUUUAGCAUGCACACUUUGACACAAAAAGAGGUACAAAUGCUGGAAAUUCAUGAAUGUUUUGUAACCCAGGUUGGCCAGGGGGUCCUCACAGGCGUUGACGUUGGAGCUCCUCCCUACACCAGCCAUCAGGACCCCUUACCUCUCCCACAGCCAAUAGUCAGCCUCACCUUUCAGCAAAUGUGGCCGCUCGUUUGUCAUUCUGUGACACACCAUAUGUAACGUCCCCAUCUAAUCUGAAGCAGAACUUCUCCAAGGCCGUUAGCUCGCUCAGCCAGCAUCCCACAAGAGAGUCGUAAAUCCCCCCGUGUUAAUAUAUUUAUUAUCAAGGAAAAUUUUCCUGUAGAAUUUAUGAAUACGUUGAAAAAUAUUAAAGUAAAUCCUUCUCUUGGUGAUGCAAAACAAAUCUGUUGGCCAAAACAUCAAAGCCACCACACCUGUUUCUGGUCAUUCAUUAAUCAUAAUCAAAAUAAUUAACUAAUUAAUCCAAAUCAAAAUCAAUGUUCUUGUAUGUCCAUAAUAGGUCAAUUUCACCGAUUUUUGAAAGCCUCAUGAAUGUCUCACAUUUACUUUAGCAGGGUUGACACAUCUUGUCUUGAUUUCCUAUAAUAGGUCAGUUUGACUCAUUUUAAAAUACCUUUGCAGCUUGUCUCACUUUUAUGACAGCUGGUCAUACUGAACCAUUUGUAUAUCUGCACUAAUAUUGAUUUGACUGCAAAGGAUGAAUUUGACCCAUUUUUGAAAUCCUAACAAUUGCUGUGUCCUGAUUAAGGUUCUGCAGCCUCCACCGGAAACGGAAUAUCCUGCAGGAUCUAGCUGCUAGAUCAUUAACAUUCACAACUUUUAACUGAAUGUAGGCAUUUUGGUUUAAAGUACAUGGUGCUGGUCUCUCAGAUAAGUAAAAAAAAAAUAUGGUAAAGACCAAUGUGAAAUUGGAAUCCUUACAUUUAUACUGUAUGUCGUGUCGCCAAUAGGUGCCGCCGUUUAAGUUGAUUUCUUGCAGCAGAUAAAGCAUCAUGGCAGACAUCGGUGGGCAAAGGAUAGUGGCAUGUAUCCUCCAAAUUGGCUCAAAAUGGCUGAAAAGAAGAGCGCAUUUGGAGUAUCCUUCGGAUUUUAUUGAAUUGAAACAGCCUUGGUGCAGUGGUGUGACGUAACCAGCCUUCACAUGCAGGAUUCAAAGGCUGCAGAACCGCAAUUGGUAAAUAGACCUUAUUUUUUACUGGACAGGAUGUCACAAUUUGUCUAAAUUUUGAUGUUGCAGACCUGUUUUGAAAUUUUGGUGAUUUGUCAUAAUUUUAAAACAAUGUUUAAACCAUUUAAAAAUCACCCUUUUAAAGUAAAUAGAUAUACAGUAAGUGUAAUUGGACUUAGGUAAUACAUAAAAAAAAAAAAAAAAAAAAAAAAAAAAAAAAAAAAAAAAAAAAACGGAAUAUGAAAAGCUACAAUAUUUUCCAUGCUAAUCCACCAAGCCUUUAAGCGUUUUUAGCGCCCCAUCCAAGGCAUCCCGACAAUGUCAUCAGAUCGAUUCCGGAUGGGUGGGACUAUGUAAGAAUGUGAUCGAAUAUUUUCCCAUUCUGGCCUUUUGCUCCGUUUGGCUCAAAGGCAAUGACAAUCAAUAAGCUUUCAGAUUAACACCACAGGCUCUGCAUUGAUGAAGUACCUUCUAAAAGUAAUGGCUUCAUGUAGGAGGUGUUUGUGGAAGGCGACUUUCACCUGCACACAACCCCAACGCAUUUUUCUCACAUAACACGAUCUUAGUCAUUCAUAGAGCACCAUGCCUCGAUAGUAUUUCUUGCACACAUAACAACAAGGUGGAUUUUAUAGAAAAGUCUCUUUAUUUGAAGCAAUACACUAAGCUUAAUGGAGUCACUCCAUAUCAUUUUAUGGCACUUAUACACCACAGUAACAUUGGUAACAAUGUGACUAUCAUUCAUUAUUUGACGCUCACUUAAAUGUGUUCUUCUGUGUUUAUUUUAUUUGAGAACAAAAUAUAAGAAAACACAAAAAAUAAAACAAAACAAAAAAUGCUAGCAGUAAAUUCGCCAAUAAUUUAUUAAGUUUUUUAAUCUGUAAAUAAAUUUAAAAAAAGAAACAGACUACCCUAAUUUUUGCACUAUAAGGCGCACCUGACUAUAAGCCGCCACCAGUGUUGUUAAUCUUACUUUAAAAAAGUAAUUAAUUACAGUUACAAAUUAGUUCUCCCAAAAAGUAAUUGCGUUAGUAACUCAGUUACCUGAAUGUAAGAGUAAUUAGUUACUUGGCAAAGUAACUGGUGAUAAUCUUCAUGUUUUUUUUUUUCUCAAAAAAAAAAAAAAAAAAAAAAAAAAAAACAGGUCACACAAUGUGAAGUUUAAAGGGCUUUUGGGACAAUUGGCCCUAGCCCAAUUCAUGUGUAAGUUUUAAAACUGUUUCAUCAUUUAAAGAUAGAUUUAAGUUAAGUUUUGCCAAUUUAGGAGUAUUUUAGAUAAAAUGUUACUUAGGUUCGCUAGGAAGGUUCUCUACAACAGAGCUUUCUUGAGAAGUCUACUGCUUUAAGAUGGCGGCUGUUUACUAAUGCAUCUAGUUCUUUAUUAUACUUGUUGCUAAUACCGCCGUGUCUGUCAUUUGCAUCUAGUUCUGUAUAUAUGUGAUAUCUACCGAAGCAUAAUGUGGGCGUAGUUUGCAGGCUAUCGGCUACAGUCAGGUAUUAUUGGAGCCACCUAGCAUAGUAACAUCGCGUUUGCAAGGGCGUCACACUCUCUUGCCUUCUCCCCACUCCUGCUCUGCUCUCUCGUCUCCGUGAGUCCAUCUUUUUCAGACUUUUAUCUCGUCACUCAACCAACAUCGCAACGCAUAGUAACGCACACCUUUCCCGCCUCAGUAACGGUGAAAUUGAGACAGUAUUGUAAAUCGUUGUAUUUCGAGCAUGUCGUCAUAGAGUAUGUCGAGACAAAUGACGUGUCAAAUUCUACGUCAGAUGUCGAAAGGAUCGUAUGUCGAGGUGUUUAUAUGUUGAGGUACCACUGUACUGUGCUUUAAAAAUAACUGAUGAAAUCUACAGGACACCAUCUACCAGUUUUAGCACACUAACUUUAGUCCAAUUAUUAUUAUAAAUUUACUGUCACAAGGCUGUGAACUUGGUGUACUGCCAUAAAGCAUGCCACUAUCCGUGAUCUCAACUAGCUGAGGCUGACCUGCACUUUAUCAGUAAUCAUAGGCAUCAUCUACUCCAAAUGAACACUUUUAAUGUUUUAGCACCCUUUUGUUCCCUCCGUAAAAUUAGCUUUAACUUUUGAGUCAACAUUAUUUAAGUUGUAAACUUUUAUUAGUGGAUUGCUUGGGGCCAGGAACCCCUGGACAGUUUUAUUAAAGGAAAGGAACUAUCAUAUCAUUUACUGCACCAGUUAGAGCUUACGCAUGGCCGUGGUGCAAUACUUGUGCAGUUUCCAAACUUUCCAUUUAUUGAAAACACAAAUCAACCCGAGUCCCACCAUGAUCAAGUAACCCUGAAUGCUCCCCUUUGGGGUUGUUGUCAUCGACCUUUGAUGACUCCCUGGAAACACCAGUGAGGCCUCCUCGCCCCCAAUUUUAAUUGAACCACAAGGUUUACUGUGAACGCUGAUUUUUUUUUUUUUUUUUCGAAGCUGUAAAGCAUUGACACAAACUGGCUUACUACGACUUUGAGGACAAUUUAAGCCUUGUAGGAUUAUGCCUCCUUUUUCCACAUUACCCUCAACAGGUUUCAAUGGACCACAACAACCCAAUGCUGUGAAUAUGACUAAAACAAUGGGUCUGAAGGGAUCUGGUUGGUAUCACACCGGCAAUGUUUUCGGUUUCUGUUUGUCAACAUGUAAAAUACGAUGGCUUAUUUUGGAGAACUGGUGUGAUUUCAAGUAUUUCCUUGCUGCAGUGUAAACAGGGUGGAACAGUCCUGCAUUCUAAGGGAGGCCUUGGAAAAGACUUGGCUGACAAGAAUCUGCUGCAGCUCUUUUGGAAUAUUUGUCGAUUUAUUUAAAACAACAGGAAUGUAAUCAUCAAUCACUAUCAGGAACAGAAGAGCUCUGAAAGUGUGGAAAAUUUUAAUCAUUUUAAGCCUUAGCUAAAAAUCUGCUGCACAGAUUUCUUUCAAGGUUGCCUUUGAUCUGGACAGGCAGAAUCAAAUAUGGAGAAGCACAACAGAAAACAUUUUAGUCAACACCAAGUUGUUCCCUCUGGUCUCAAAUUGGUUAAAGGUUUGCAGAGUCUGACCGUUUCCUACAUUGUUCAAACAUUGAAAAAUCUAAGCCUUGAGCAAAACCCACUUCGCCUAUUGGUUGCCGAAUUGUAAAAACAAAAUUGUCCUUCGUUGAACACAUAUGACACAGCAGAGUCGAUUUGUCACCAGUUUGAUUGGGUGAAGCACUAAUUUUGAGGAACACAUUCACACCAGGAUAAACAAAUAUUAAUUAUGGUAAAUUAAUUUGGCACAUGGUCUCCUUGGUUUAGGAUCAUACGUAGAAACUAGUUCCGAAGUGAUGGUUAAUGGCUUAAAUGUUGUGUCCUAUACCAAUAGUCAUUGGUUUAAUAGCUUAGGAAACAAAAGCUUUUGAUUCCUGCUGGUUUAUACCCAGUGGUGGAAUGUAAAGAACUAAAAAUACUUCAUUAUCGUACUUUAACUUUAAAGUCUUUUUUUGUGUAUCUGUACUUUACUUGAGUAGAAAUAUGAAGUGGCACUUUUCAGUUUUACUUCACUAUAUUUUACGGCACGUAUCUUUUGCUUCACUACUUUUCAAAUUGUCGCCUACGUUACACGUUACGUUUGUUGGUUGUUGUUUUUUUUCUAAUUGUAAAUUGAUAGUUUAAUUAUCAUGCCUCCGGCACAAUCAAUAAGCCAGGUGAAAUGAUACCGUGAUUGAGCACUAGAGGCAGCAAUACGAGUACAAACAAGAUUACGCAGGUCAACAAGAUAUUGACCAAUAAAUUAAAUUUUAAAAAAAAACAAUGAGAGCAGCACGCCUUCAGAUUGGUGCUGCACACUCUACAGUAGGUGGGAGUAUGCACCUGAUAGUUGCUUGCAAUCCACCAUUAACUUAAAUUUUGGAGGUUUUUUUUUUUUUUUUUUUUUUUUUGCUUAUCAAACUUCUGUUUACAGUGUAGUCAAUUGUAUUGGUUGUCCCCCCCCCCCCAUUCUGCAUAAUUUUAAAAAGUGAAAAAUAAAGUGUUAAUAUUGUGGGUGCAAAAGUACUG